AUGACAUGGCUGGAUCGAUUGUAUAACGACAGUCCAUUUUAUGAACCUCUCGAAAAUGACAAGCACGAAACUUCCCAGCUCCUCGUCCUUGUGUUCCGCGCCUACUUUUCCCCUAUUAUUUUCAUUCAUGGAGUCUGUGGAAAUUUACUCUCUCUUGUUAUCCUCUGCCGUCUUCACAGACGUGCACCAGGUCGCUUCAACCUCUAUGCCAUCACUAUCACAGUGUCGUUUCUCCUCCUCCUCAUUUUUGAUACAUUCCUGGACGACUUUUUUGGUCGAGGUCUCGGCUGGCUUACAAAGUACCAAUUCAAUCUCAAAAUGGAUCAGAUUUCCUCCCUUUCCUGCAAACUAAUCACCUAUGUAACUGACAGCAGUGGAUUCAUGGCUACUACCAUUUUGGCUAUUUUUGGACUGGAUCGGGUGCGCACCAUCUACUCACCCCUCCAAUUCCGUGGCGAUCGGUACCUCCGACGUACCACCAUCCUCAUUGUUGCUACCGUUGUGAUAGACUUGGUGCUCUUCUCACCAACCUUCGUUUUUUAUGACAUUGUCGUUUCUAACGUUACUAAUCAAACGUCCUGCACUCUUACAAAUCCUAGCCUUCCUGGUGCUACAUACACUCUCCUAAUCUACGUCCUUGGAUCCUAUACUCUUCCCACUCUCGUGAUCAUUAUCUGCAACAUCUUGAUCGCCUACCAACUUGUAGCCAUUAAGAGGAAACAUCGAAAGUGUGGAAUUGAUGUCUCUAGUCGAAGGGACGUUCGUCGCAUCAUUGGUCAUUUGGGAAUCAAUACUGCCUUUCUACUCCUUAUGAUUCCAUUAGUGGUUGUUGUUCUCAUGCGUUAUGAAUCUUCUGUUUGUUCCUCGCGUCACUCCGAGGCCUACCGGCAGCGCUUAAUCCAUCUCUCCCGAUUCUUCAGUUCUCUUCUUUCGAUUUAUUUCUCGAGUAGUUUCUGGGUGCUGUUCCUUUUUCUCCCCACCUUCCGAGAUGCGGUGCUGGAACUGCUUCUUGCUUGUCCAUCAAUAGCUACUUCAGUGUGUGGACCCUGCCUCUACCGCCAUAUGACGUAUGGGGGUGCGCGGCGCUUCCGCACCAAAUCAUUGACGCCCUCAGUAAUGUUUCUUUCCCAUCUGCCACCAUCGACGAUGGACGCUCACAAGGAGGACUUUCAAACCCGCGGAAGUCUUCCAUCCGUUGGUCUAGCCGUCCUAGUCAAACCCAUCCGCUCGAUCUCUACGCCCAGUAUUGUGCACCUUAAGACUUGA
Molecule: messenger RNA, 1266 nt
Organism: Hydatigera taeniaeformis
Lineage: Eukaryota; Metazoa; Platyhelminthes; Cestoda; Cyclophyllidea; Taeniidae
Source: the annotation of a GenBank genome assembly